AACUCCCUCUCCCACAAGCAAUCAAACUUCUUCAAACUCCGUAGUCUCUGAAUUUUCAAUCGCAAAGCUUUUCAAACCGUUCGAAUCCUUUGAAAGAAGAUGGCAAGAACGAAGCAAACAGCAAGAAAAUCGACGGGAGGAAAGGCGCCAAGGAAGCAGCUGGCGACGAAGGCAGCAAGGAAGUCAGCUCCGGCGACCGGAGGAGUGAAGAAGCCCCACAGAUUCCGUCCAGGGACGGUGGCGCUGAGGGAGAUCAGGAAGUACCAGAAGAGCACGGAGCUUCUAAUCAGGAAGCUUCCGUUUCAAAGGCUGGUGAGGGAGAUCGCUCAGGAUUUCAAGACGGAUCUUCGGUUUCAAAGCAGCGCCGUCGCGGCUCUUCAGGAGGCGGCGGAGGCGUACCUGGUAGGAUUGUUUGAAGAUACAAAUCUGUGUGCUAUUCAUGCUAAGAGAGUUACAAUUAUGCCUAAGGAUAUUCAGUUAGCUAGAAGAAUCAGAGGAGAGAGAGCUUAAUUUAGGGCAGUUUCUGAAUGGUUGGAAUGGAGUUUAAUGAAAAGUGUUUUUCAGUUUAUGUAUAUUAGAAGGGAACUAGGGUUCUCAUUCUGAAGAAGAGAUUGAAGUUGAAUCUAAACUGUGCUUUAUGGAUUUCUUCUUUAAUUGUGAGUUUUCCUGAA
This is a messenger RNA of Benincasa hispida (wax gourd), 671 nucleotides long. RefSeq names its product histone H3.2. The record is from RefSeq and is a predicted model, not a curated record. Lineage: Eukaryota; Viridiplantae; Streptophyta; Magnoliopsida; Cucurbitales; Cucurbitaceae. Gene Ontology annotation, cellular component: nucleosome. Gene Ontology annotation, molecular function: DNA binding; protein heterodimerization activity; structural constituent of chromatin.